AUGAAGAUAUUUGAUCAUUGCCCGGCGUUUUCACGUCUUGCUGUUCACGGAUGGCCAUGGAUGGUAGUCAUUAUUGCUGCUCCAAUGGGGGUCAUGUACGCAGUGCGAGCUUACUACAUGACUCAGCAUGGGAUGGACUCCCUGACUGCGACGGUGCGAGGUGGACUCUUCGCGGUAGGGGUCGUAAAUGUUUUACUCCUCCUCUUCCUUCUUGUUGCGUCGGACUUCCUCUAUCGGCUCACAGAGCUCAGAAAGACUAGCCGAAAAGAAAAGUCAGAGUAA
This is a messenger RNA of Giardia duodenalis, 282 nucleotides long. RefSeq lists its product as uncharacterized. The transcript has a single exon. The record is from RefSeq and is a predicted model, not a curated record. Bases 1 to 282 code for a protein of 93 amino acids. Lineage: Eukaryota; Fornicata; Diplomonadida; Hexamitidae.